Messenger RNA from Ectocarpus sp. CCAP 1310/34, 3037 nucleotides. The record is from the annotation of a GenBank genome assembly. Lineage: Eukaryota; Phaeophyceae; Ectocarpales; Ectocarpaceae.
UGAGAACAGCUGUGCAUAUCGUCGCCUGCUCGCAAUUUCAGACAUGGUAUCAGCCAAUGCUUCCAGUUGGCAUCAACUCGCAUCGUCAGAUCAGCAUUUGUUGUUUUCUUGAGCCUAUCAUCACCAUCGCAUUGAGGGCCUAGUUGGAACAAACUUUUCACCCGCAUCAUUGUUGUGGGUUUGUCCGCGGCCGUCUCUGUGACGAUGAGGCAGGAUGUCGAAGGGUUUGUGUGUCAUUUCCGCACCCGUGUGUGAAGAAGUCAAACUUCCACUCUCCAUGUGUACGUUCCAGCGAUGAUUCGAGGUUUGAGAGAGCGCGUCGUGUGUUUGAUUCUGGGACGGUGGUGUGUUGGAGCAACAACCACCCUUGGCGCUUAGGUUUAGAGUUAACCUUUCCGAUUUUUUUUUAUUUAACUUGUGUUUCACGGCCAUGUAGCUGAGGUACUCUCCCCGUGCCCGCGCUCCUCUCUUCGAACCGCCCCCCAUCCCCUCUCGUUAAUGCAGGAGUUGUACGAGGUAUACGUGAAAGAGCGGAAGAAUUCCGUGGCCGUGGAGCUCUCGUACCCCAGUGAAAGAUACCAGAUCUCAAGACCGCGCGGGCAAGUCCUGUACUACAUCGCCGGAGUUGUUUAUGUCGUGGAGAGGGGCAUCUUCCAUUUUCUGGAAAACCCUAUCUUCCUUGCUGCUUGCCUCGGGGAGUUGCCAGCCGAGAUUUUCAAAGUCGUAAGCGAGUCGGAGGUCGUAAAGGAAAUGUGGGGAAACUGCUGUCCACCUGGUCCUCCCGCCAUCGACCCUAGUGUAUCCCAGGAGAUGUUUCUUUUCGAAGUCGGGAAGAUCCUUGACGUGCGAAUGGGUGACUACGCGAAGAGUGUACCGGAGAAUACUUCCCUCAAGUUCACGAAGGCCGCGCUUGGUUUACGGCAACAGCUAAACGCACAGGUCAACACAAAGGGACGGGCGGGUGGAGGGGCCGGUAGUGGCGCAGUAGAGGGAGGUGCACAGGGGGACGGGGCCGCUGGAGGGGGUAAGGGGGACCUUGCUUAGCGCCGAAAGGGGGGGCGCGCGCCAAGGCAAGCCCCGCCCACCCUCGACCAGCUGAAGGGGAUGUCCAGGGCAGAUAUUAGGGACAGAUGCACUACAAUGCAACUUGUGCUCACGAAAGCCGCAGAGAUUCCGAAGGGCACUGUAAACUCAAGAAAAGAGGAUCUCCUGGAGACGUUUGUGUGUGGGUUCAGGCAGGAACCGGUUGGAGGGGCAGGCCCCAACGUGACGGGGACUGGGCUAGCCGGAGGAGGAUGCGGGGGGCGUGGUUGUGAGAACGCGGGUGAGGGCAACACCUUGACAGGUAGUGGGGAGAUGGCCUCUGCCGGUGGUGAUUUGACGACGGAAGAAGUUCCUACGCAGGACCGGAUGGACCACGACGUUUACCUUUCCCGACCGAUUACAAUGGAUUUCUCACUGUCUGUUUUGGAGGGGGCGGGUGUGUCUUGCGGGAGUGGUUCUUGAUCAAGUUUCCAAGACAGAAGGUGAAGGUUGGGCUUGGGUGGCGCCGGCUUUCGUUUUCUCACACUGUACUUCAAUUGAUCAUAACUGCCAUCUGAUUUGUGUGCGUGUCGAACUUGGCGUUCCCUCACGGUUUCCCUCUGCUCACCACAACGCCCGCCGGUGCGUUACACAUCUCAACCGCUCCUCUUCCUCCCUCUCCCCCUCCGCGUUCCCCCCCCCCUCCUUCUCCCCUUCCACAUCGCUUUCCUUCUCCUCUUCCACGUGAAAAGCGCUUUGGGCCUCCGCGCCCUGCCGCUCCGUCUUGCACCGGCAGACCCAUCCCCCCACGUAGGCGACCACGUGGCGAAGUAGUCCGCGAGCUCCUUGUUCCCAGCCCCGAUGUGGUCAAAGUACUCUUCAAAGAAUUUCACCACACCAGCCGCCCCUGCGAUGAGAUCGCUACGUUGCUCGGACAUCCUCAUGGCGUUCUUCGCCACACCGCCGAUCCCGUCGUGGCAGCCUUUGAAGUGAGAGGUGGCCGCAAAAUGGUGUUCGACGAUAAAGCCAAGCUGCCGCACACUGUCAGCCAGAAAACGGAAGUUGCGCCUCCCCUUGUACUGCUUGGCGCACCCGUCCGUGAACAUGUGCAUGCGGGGGAUCCGUUGGGCUUCCCGAGCGGCGGCAGUUGCAUCACUUCCGGGCCCAUCCAAGUAGUAGUCGGCAAUCUGAGUUAGCGCGUGGCGGUGAAAGUCGAAGUCGUGUGCAGGGUCCUCCGAAGCAAAAAUCCAUGUCUCGGUCUGGUGAACCCUUCCGCCGCCCUCCCACAGCUGCGGACUGAAGUGUACAAUAGCCACCAUGAGCGUGGUUUGGGGAUGCCGCGCGCAGAACCACCCCCACAGCAAGGCUAUCACCACAUUACACUCACAACCGCUGAAAAACAAUCAUGGAAAACGAUGGAGGUCAACGUACUCAUGAGAAGGCUGGCCCGGUUCAGUUGCCGGGUGUUCAUGGCAACAUGAGUCCUCCGGCGAGGGCCGCUCCCCUCGCCAGAGUUUCGGUGAACACACAGCACGAAGGCCAAGGACCUCCUCCUCCUGCUACCGCUGCCCCGCGGUUAAGUGAUACGCGUCGCAGUCAUCAACGGAGUCGAUCGUCCGCGACAUCGAUGACCCGGAGCAUGGUCCACAGGACGCACGCGCAGCAGCUCCUCACGCUCCCACGCCGCUUGAAGCAUCCCUAACUCCAUCACCUCCGUCUCCGCCUGUGCAGCACUCCUAAGAUCUAGACUAUGCCGCUCGCAGCAUGUGUCACUCAAGAGCAUGUUGAACGGUAUGCUGCGGUCCAAAUGGCGCAAAUGCACCAUAUCGGCAGCAUGCAUUGCACCGGUUCUGGCGUGCAGUGACGACUGUCAACUGUCUUGCGGUACUGUAGCUGGCUCGCCAUGGUAGUGUGUAUCACGGCCGAGGUGUGGGUGCAUAGCUAGCCUCACGGGCUGGUGCGGCAUGUGUCUGGACAACGUCGGGAGUAUGUCGGGGAGUACAGGCCAACCAGA